AUAUAUUAUCCUUGCUUGUUAUCAGAAUCAGAAUACUUUAUUUAUUUCAUGCAGAACAUUGUUGUGUUGCAGCAAUAAAAUAAAAUAAAGUAACAACAACACCAAAGAAAAAAUGAGACUUUGACAGAUAGCCAUUCUCUACUUUCCCCUAGAGUUACAAUUAUUGCGUCAGUGUGGAAUAAACAUUAUGACAGAGGGAAAGCUUGUAUGAAAAAUAUAGGGUUACCACUCAAUAUUUACUUGCAGCGGUUUCACACUGUCACGAAUAAGGCUUUCAUUGUGAAACAACUCACCGGAAGUCUCGUUGGAAAUUUUUCCAACCUUGACAACUGUUGGGCUCAACAUACUAUGGAUUUGAUACAGUCCGGCGGCGGAGUAUACGUCUGGCGGACACACACGGCAGGUAAUCUUUUCGCCUCACGUUGUCCGUCCUCACGUAGUCGUUGAUAAUGUGCUCGGUGCCGCCGCGUCGAGCGCGUGCCUCCGAUCCUCAUGGCAGAUCGAUAUUAUAGAUGAAUCGCAUGUGCAGAGAGGGAAGUUUACCUCCAGCGACCCGAGGACAGAGGCGGACAAUUGCACGGCGGUGUACACGCACGGCAUGAUGGUGUGAGGCCGCUGCAUGAGGCAGCCUGGACAAACAUGAUGGAGGAGGCUGCCAGCCAGCUCGAGCGAGACCAUGUGCACAGUGUCUAUGACAAGAUUGCUCCAUAUUUCAAUGACAGCCGCUAUAAAGCCUGGCCAAAGGUACGACAGUUCCUACUGGACCUGGAGGCAGGAAGCAUUGUCGCUGACAUUGGUUGUGGCAAUGGCAAGUAUCUCCACAUCAACAAGGAGGUGUUCAAGCUGGGGUGCGAUGUUUGUCGCCCCCUGGUGGACUUUGCCUGGAGCCAAGGACACGAGGUUCAGAUGUGUGACGGGCUGCAUUUGCCUUACAGAGAUGGCUGCUUCGACGCUGUGCUAUCUAUUGCAGUCAUCCAUCAUUUGUCCACCAAAGAGCGUCGUAUUCGAGCAAUAAAGGAGAUGGCUCGCACCCUGCGAGUGGGCGGACGCAUCAUGAUCUAUGUGUGGGCCAUGGAGCAGAAACGUCGUAAAUUUGAGAAACAGGACAUUUUUGUUCCCUGGAACCCCAACCCUCAGUCGUCCUCCGGCUUCAGCAGGGAGCAUGCCAAACCCAGAAGGAGGGCCACAGCGCAGAGUGUGAGCGAAGCCAUAGACAACACUGACAAGCACAGGAAGGUUAGAAGCACAUCCUCCGUUGCAGACGAAGAAGACCUGACCUGCACCACGCCGCAGCAGAGGACUCAGAGACUGUGGUUCUUCUCCAGGUCUCUGGAUUCUGUGUUUGACUUUGGAAGUUUAGCCAUCUCCCGGUCGUCCUCCAGAGACUUGAGCACUUUAUCUUCACCCACAGGUGAAAAUGAGGGGAACAAGGCGACCCACCGUGGGAGAGGACGAGGGCUCAUCAAGCAGGUCUCCAGCUUCUUUUCCCCUCCGUCUGUUAUCGGAUCAGAGGAGGACGUCUUUGACUCGGUCACAGACCUGCACAAGGGACAAAACGGUUCUGGAGGCAGCAGCAGCAACAAUAACAACAACACCCCUAACAGCAACGGCACAGAAAACCAGAGUGCCUCAGUAUCUUUAACCCAGGAGUGUGGCUCUCUGGCCCUGCCAGAUCUGGUGCCUUUCCAGAAAGAGCACCUGAAGCAGUCUGGAGACGAAAGUGAUGGAGGGCCACCGGGAAAAGAGCUGCAGGAAAGCACACAGAGUCCUCAGGGGAGCGAGGGACAGGUGGAAGGCUCCUGCCUGAGGUACUAUCACGUCUUCAGGGAAGGAGAGCUGGCAGAGCUGAUAGAGAAUUAUGUCGAAGAGCUUCAUGUCAAACAAACCUACUUUGAUCACGCCAACUGGUGUGUGGUGGCAGAGAAGGUUCAGUUGUGGAAAAUCUGAUUUUAAAAUACGUUUGAUUUUACUUUGCAUCAACUCUGCCUCAAGUUUUAGCACUGAAUCACACAUUUGAUGAUUAUUAACUUCUUGUAACUGAAAAGUAUGUAAAGGUACAGAUGUAGCCAUUGUUGAAGUUAACACUAAACACUAAAAUAAACCACUCCACUGAUCCAAGGCUCUACAUAACUGUUUGGAAAUUGUUAUUUUUAGUUUUAAGUUAAGUAGUCUGUGUGACAGACUGAUCCAUAUCUAGCAUUAUAUGUAUGUUUUUGCACAUAGGAUGGCAGUGUUCAACAAUGGCUACCACUGUAUAUUACACCAUGUUUUUAAAGUAUUUAUUCAAUUUCAAUACAUGGAACCAACAAGCAGUAUCCAGAUAUCCAGUGUAUGUUCCCUUUUAGUGUCAAGAAUUUGUUUUAAUCAUCAAGCUCCAAGAUUUUAACUCUUUUAAAAGAUCAUUCCUGCGAGGGAGAUGUUAAGAAAUUGGACUUUUAUAAUAUCAGCAAAAGGGGAAUUUGUGAGACUACAGUAGAAUCUUCCAUCUGCUCUUAUAUGUUUUAAUGCAUUGAUUUCAGUGGAAAAUUCUUGAGUUUAUUCUUGUCUGCCUGUUUUACAAUUGCACGUUCCUUAACUCUAAAUUCAAGGAGCUAAACUUGCAGCAAGUAUCUGUUAUGUACUUUUUGGUGGGACUUUCUGUAAACUGCUCAUGUGUAAUUUAUCAUAAACACUAUUAGAAAAGAGCUCAAAGUCGUGCAGAAUAUCUUCCAAAACAUUCGUGACAUUUGCUUGUUGUGUUUUACUCUCCCAAGUGUUUCAAAGAACGUGUUGCCAGUAUGUGCGUGUGUGCUUGAUGUUGACAUUUGUAAUAGUAAUGUAUUGUCUUGUAACAAGCUGAAUAUACCACUAGUAUGUUUCAGCAAAUCAACUGCCUCAUAUACUGUGAAUAAACAUUGCACUGUACCACAAAUAUGUCGCUGCUUGAUGUCAGUGGAUGACAAAUAUAGAUGAAACUUGAAACAUACUGGCGAAUCUAUCCAUUGUGCCAAGGAUGGUGCAUAUCUUUAUCAGUACAGUAUGUGUGGACCAACUGUGUUUGUUCUUAAGUAACAGUGGUACCUUAAUGUCUAAUGUGACCUGAUGUAAAUGCUUUUAAGUUUGACUUUGUUUUUCCUUAUUAAAUAUUUUGGUCAUGAA
Lates calcarifer (barramundi perch) is the source of this 3138-nucleotide messenger RNA. It is a transcript of the gene trmt9b, whose product is annotated as tRNA methyltransferase 9B. The record is from RefSeq and is a predicted model, not a curated record. Gene Ontology annotation, biological process: tRNA wobble uridine modification. Lineage: Eukaryota; Metazoa; Chordata; Actinopteri; Centropomidae. The transcript has 4 exons. The coding region runs from base 640 to 1947 and encodes 435 amino acids. Gene Ontology annotation, molecular function: S-adenosylmethionine-dependent methyltransferase activity; tRNA binding. Gene Ontology annotation, cellular component: cytoplasm; nucleus.